GACAGUUUACAGGUGUAUAUGCUUAUGCACAAUAAACACAGCUCGAAAAAUCAUUACUUUUGCAUUGUUGGAAAAAUUUCGUGGCUGCAUUAAAAAGAAGAUUAUUUGACAAAUAAAGCAAGUUAUAAAUACAAAAACUAUAUAAAACUUACAACAAUUCUUAAGACAAUAUGACCGACUCCAAGUAUUUUACAACUACCAAGAAAGGUGAAAUCUUUGAACUCAAAUCCGAGUUGAACAAUGACAAGAAGGAAAAGAAGAAGGAAGCGGUGAAGAAGGUCAUCGCCAGCAUGACGGUUGGCAAAGAUGUAUCUGCGCUUUUUCCUGAUGUCGUUAAUUGCAUGCAAACGGAUAAUUUGGAGUUGAAGAAAUUAGUUUAUUUGUAUUUAAUGAAUUAUGCUAAAUCGCAACCCGAUAUGGCAAUUAUGGCGGUUAAUACUUUUGUGAAGGAUUGUGAGGAUUCUAAUCCGCUCAUACGUGCAUUGGCUGUGCGCACAAUGGGUUGCAUACGUGUCGAUAAGAUAACCGAAUAUUUAUGUGAGCCACUGCGUAAGUGCUUGAAAGAUGAAGAUCCCUAUGUGCGCAAGACGGCUGCUGUAUGUGUCGCCAAGCUAUAUGAUAUCUCCUCCUCAAUGGUUGAGGAUCAAGGCUUCUUGGAUCAACUUAAAGAUCUGCUCUCCGAUUCGAACCCCAUGGUGGUGGCUAACGCCGUUGCCGCACUAAGCGAAAUCAAUGAAGCCAGUCAGUCCGGACAACCGUUGGUCGAAAUGAACUCAGUAACCAUCAAUAAAUUGCUGACUGCGCUUAAUGAGUGCACCGAAUGGGGACAAGUAUUCAUACUCGACUCGCUAGCCAACUACAGUCCCAAGGACGAGCGCGAGGCGCAAUCCAUUUGUGAACGUAUUACACCACGUUUGGCACACGCCAAUGCCGCUGUGGUUUUGAGCGCUGUCAAAGUGCUUAUGAAAUUGUUAGAAAUGCUUUCAAAUGAUAGCGACUUCUGUGCAACGCUCACCAAGAAGUUGGCGCCACCAUUGGUCACAUUGCUUUCGUCAGAACCCGAGGUGCAGUAUGUUGCAUUGCGUAACAUUAAUUUGAUUGUGCAGAAGCGUCCCGACAUACUCAAGCACGAGAUGAAGGUGUUCUUUGUCAAGUACAAUGAUCCCAUUUAUGUGAAAUUGGAAAAACUCGACAUCAUGAUACGUUUGGCGAAUCAAACCAACAUUGCGCAAGUGUUGAGCGAGCUGAAAGAGUACGCCACUGAGGUGGAUGUGGAUUUCGUGCGCAAAGCAGUACGUGCUAUCGGACGUUGCGCCAUUAAGGUGGAACCCUCUGCUGAGCGUUGCGUUUCCACACUACUCGAUCUGAUACAAACUAAAGUCAACUACGUUGUACAAGAGGCAAUUGUUGUCAUCAAGGACAUCUUCCGCAAGUAUCCGAACAAAUACGAGAGCAUUAUCAGCACAUUGUGCGAAAAUCUCGAUACGCUCGAUGAGCCUGAGGCACGUGCCUCCAUGGUUUGGAUUAUUGGCGAAUACGCUGAGCGCAUUGACAACGCCGACGAGCUGCUCGAUAGUUUCUUGGAAGGUUUCCAAGAUGAAAAUGCGCAAGUGCAGCUGCAACUGCUCACCGCCGUCGUUAAGUUGUUCUUGAAACGCCCAUCUGAUACACAAGAGUUGGUGCAGCAUGUGCUCUCAUUGGCCACGCAAGACUCUGAUAACCCCGACUUGCGUGAUCGUGGUUUUAUAUACUGGCGUCUGUUGUCAACCGAUCCUGCGGCCGCUAAAGAAGUUGUCUUGGCUGACAAGCCGCUAAUUUCCGAAGAAACUGAUUUGCUCGAGCCCACACUAUUGGACGAGCUGAUCUGUCAUAUCAGCUCUUUGGCUAGUGUGUACCACAAACCGCCCACGGCCUUUGUGGAGGGACGCGGUGCUGGCGUACGCAAGUCGCUGCCAAAUCGUGCACCGGCCGCAGGCACCGCCGAGCCAGAGGCUGGCGGCGAAGCUAUGGUUAUACCGAAUCAAGAGUCGCUGAUCGGCGAUUUGUUGUCUAUGGACAUUAAUGCGCCCGCCAUGCCGGCAGCGGCGCCAACCACCAGCAAUGUCGAUCUACUCGGCGGCGGUUUGGAUAUUUUGCUUGGCGGCGGUCCAACUGAGCCCGCUGCUGGCGGCGCUAGCAGUCUACUCGGCGACAUAUUCGGCCUCUCCGGCGCUGCACUCACUGUGGGCGUGCAAAUACCGAAAAUCGUUUGGUUGCCCGCCGAGAAGGGUAAGGGUCUCGAAAUACAAGGCACCUUCUCACGUCGCAAUGGUGAAAUCUUCAUGGAUAUGACACUCACUAACAAAGCUAUGCAGCCGAUGAGCGGUUUUGCCAUACAAUUGAACAAGAAUAGUUUCGGUUUGAUGCCCGCCUCACCCAUGCAAGUGGCACCGUUGCCACCAAACCAAAGCACCGAAGCCACACUGCCGCUGGGCGCACACGGCCCAGUGCAACGCAUGGAACCGUUGAAUAAUUUACAAGUUGCCGUGAAGAACAACAUUGACAUAUUCUAUUUUGCCUGCCUAGUGCAUGGUAAUGUGCUCUUUGCCGAGGACGGUCAGCUGGAUAAACGUGUGUUCUUGAACACCUGGAAGGAGAUACCCGCCGCCAAUGAGGUGCAAUACAGUUUGAGCGGUGUGAGUGGCACCACCGAUGGCAUUGCCUCCAAAAUGACCACCAACAAUGUAUUCACCAUUGCCAAGCGCAAUGUGGAGGGUCAGGAUAUGUUGUAUCAGUCGCUGAAACUGACCAACAACAUUUGGGUACUACUCGAAUUGAAGCUGCAGCCGGGUAAUCCCGAUGCUACGCUCAGCUUGAAAUCGCGCUCGGUGGAGGUGGCACCAAUGAUAUUCGCCGCCUACGAGGCUAUCAUACGCUCGCCUUAAGCGGUGCGACACAUAUGUAUUUAGACCUAAUUGCAUCAAAUAUACUGAAUAUACAACAAAAACUGUAUGCAAAAUUAAUCAAUACAAAAUUUAUGCAAAAUUUUUGGAAAUACAAGUAUUCUCUAACAGCGCAAAUUUAUUCCCUCAAAUAUUAUAUAAAUAUGUAGUAUCGUUUUGUUUUCAUAAAUUGUUGUAAGCAAAAUGUUACACAAAGCAAAAAGUGUUAAAUGUUAAACAAGUUGAAGAAAAUAAAUUAUUCGAAUUCGAAACAUUCCUAAUAAUUCAAAUAAAAUAUUUGUGCGAUUGCUAUAUGAAAAUUGUAUCGUUACCACUAUAACAAUAACAAUAAAUAAUAUAAACAUAUACAAAAAAUGUUAAAUGUUAAACAAGUU
Molecule: messenger RNA, 3316 nt
Organism: Zeugodacus cucurbitae (melon fly)
Lineage: Eukaryota; Metazoa; Arthropoda; Insecta; Diptera; Tephritidae
Gene: AP-1-2beta
Product: AP-1 complex subunit beta-1
Exons: 7
Coding region: 171-2924 (917 amino acids)
Biological process (GO): vesicle-mediated transport; intracellular protein transport
Cellular component (GO): membrane coat; clathrin adaptor complex
Molecular function (GO): clathrin binding
Source: RefSeq, a predicted model, not a curated record